AUGGAUAUAGUAAGUCUCACCUGGGCUGCUUUAAUGGUCGUCUUUACAUUUUCCCUCUCACUCGUAGUAUGGGGAAGAAGUGGACUCUAG
This is a messenger RNA of Phoenix dactylifera (date palm), 90 nucleotides long. Lineage: Eukaryota; Viridiplantae; Streptophyta; Magnoliopsida; Arecales; Arecaceae. The record is from the annotation of a RefSeq genome assembly.